AUGGCUUUAAUGUCGUUGGUUUUUGUAGGCUACGAGUACAGUUCAUGUCCUCACAUUAUAUGGGAAGUCCAAACAACUCAAGUUAGUGGUCAUGAUAUGAGUAUAUCUGAAAUUGGUGGAUGGAAUUUAGAUAUUCAUCAUAGAUAUAAUUUUCAUGAAGGCAUACUCCAAAAAGGGGAUGGUUCAAAUAUUUAUUUGAAAAACAAACCAAGGGUGCUUGUGACUGCAAUGGGGGAUGGACAUCAAAGGCCGAUGCAUUGUCAUCAGUGUGAUGGAGUAGCGAAGCGCCAAAGACUUCUUGCUCCUGUUGCUUUAGCAGCUGCGCCAGAUGGAAGUUUAUAUGUUGGGGAUUUCAAUCUGAUUCGCAGAAUAUCAUUAGAUGGGCAUGUAACAACAGUAGUUGAGCUCAGUGCUGCACAAGUUGCAUACAGAUAUCAUUUGGCUGUUGGACCCGCUGACAGCAAGCUGUAUAUUUCAGAUCCAGAGAAGCAUCAAAUUUUUCGAGCUAUUGAAUAUGUCAAUAUACCUGACAUUAAGAACAACAUUGAAGCUGUCGUUGGCAGUGGUGGAAAAUGUCUUCCUGGGGACAAAAUGCUUUGUGGAGAUGGUCGAAAAGCAAGGGAUGCAAAAUUAGCCUAUCCUAAAGGGAUUGCCGUGUCUGCUUAUGGGGAGAUAUAUAUUGCCGACGGAACAAACAUAAGAAUGGUUGACAGAAGUGGUGUAAUUCAUACAAUUAUUGGAGAUCAUUAUCAUAAAAGCCAUUGGAAACCGUUUCCUUGUGGAAGAACUGUAGCUUUGUCUCAAGUUCACCUUAGAUGGCCUACAGAGCUUGCAAUAAACCCUCUUGAUAAUUCAUUGCACAUUUUGGAUGACCAUAUAGUUCUCCGAUUGACUCCAGACAAGCGUCUGAAAGUGAUUGCUGGGAGACCCAUGCAGUGUCCAAUCCUACCUCCAUCUGCAGAAAAGUCUGAUAUUGCAACUGAGAGCUACUUGGAAUCUCCACAAAGCAUUUCAUUUUCACCUAGUGGUGAAUUGUAUAUUGCUGAGAGUGAUUCGCAGUUGAUCAAUAGAGUAAGAGUUGUCAGCAGCGAAGGAAGAAUCGUAACUUACGCAGGCGCUGAAUCAAAAUGCAGUUGUUUAGAUAUCAACUGCAAAUGUUUCGAUGAAGAUCAUUAUUUAGCUGCCAAAUCUCAACUCAGUACUAUUUCUUCAAUUGCUAUAACACCAGAUGGCUGUUUGCAUGUUUGUGAUCAGGGCAAUCUGAGAAUACGAUCUGUUGUAACCUCCUUGCCAAAGGCAAAUGACCUGGGAGAAUUCCAUAUAUAUUCAUCAGAAACUCAAGAAAUCUAUAUAUUCAAUCGCCAUGGGCAACACACUUCAACGAAAAAUAUCCUUACAGGGAAAACGGUUUAUUUGUUUUCUUAUAAUGUGAAUACAAGUUUGGGAAAAUUAAGCACUGUUACUGAUGAGGCUGGUAACAAAAUUUAUAUUCUCAGAGACUACAGCAAUCAAGUGAAUACAAUAGAAAACACACAAGGUGGGAAGUGCCAGCUGGAAAUGUCAAGAAUGCAAAUGCUCCAGGGUUUUACCACUCCGGAUAAUUUCAAAACAGCUUUUGAGUAUCAAGGCAGCACCGGUUUGCUAAAGAGUAAAUUGGACAGUGCAAGAAAAGCUUUUGUUUACAAUUAUGACAAUUAUGGGCGCCUAAUCCAUGCUGUCACUCCCACUGGGCAAGUAAUUAAGCUUCUCUAUAACUUGAGUGUUAAAGGAGCAUCAGUAACUGUUACUCAAAAUGAUAAGGAAGUUUUAUCAUUGCUCAUUAGAGGAUAUGAUGUUACGAAAACGACAGGUCUUAUGCAACAAAGGAUAACACAAUUCCCAGAUGGUAGUCUCAAUCUGGCUUUAGAUGAUUCAAAAAUCAUAGAAAUGGAAACUGUCCCCAGCCCUGUCAUAACUGAUCAGAAUGAAGUAUUGGGAGAAAUAUUUCCUGUGCCUGCUAAAAUGAAAGCCACCUUGAGUGAUGAUGUCAUUCAAAGAUUUGAAUGGAAGUACUAUCUUCGAAGAGAGGGAAAAGGGAAAAAUCGUCAAAUUACCCAAGUUGGAAGGAAAAUGAAGGUGAACGGCGAGAUCUUGGUUGCAGUCGAAUUCGAUAGAGAACAAUACAGCGAGAUUGUAUACGAUAAAAAUCAAAUUCCUCUUGUGACAGUGCACUAUGAUGAACUUGGGAGACCUGUUCAAUGGCAGCCUAGCCAGAAUAUCACUCCAGUUCAGUUGAAGUAUGACAAGUUCGGUCGCCUGGAAAAAUGGGAGAGGGGUGCACUUUCAGAGCGCUACUCUUUCGAUAACAAUGGAAGGUUGGCGGACAUCCGCUUCUCAGACAGCAGUGGAAUCAUGUACAAAUAUGAUGAUGCUCCUGCAGCACUGCCAACUGAAGUUAUCUUGCCUAGUGGUAGCAGAUACCUUCUUCAGUACGACUCUGUUGGAAGUCUUCAAAACGUGAUCAUGCCAAAUGGACAAAAGCAUGAAAUAGCUAUUCAGAUUUCCUUUGGAUUUUACAAGCAGCUAUACUUGUCUCCUGGUAUAAGGUAUCCCUAUGUCAUACAAAAGAACGAAGUGGGUCAAAUAUUAGUCAAGCACUUGCCAAAGAACAAAGGUCGUGUUGUAUAUAAAUAUGACCAAGGUGGAUUGCUUGCCACCCAGAUAUGUGGUCCAGAGCGCACUGAUUUCGCUUAUUACGAGCAAAAAUCCCUGAUGAAGUCUGUUGUAAAAGUUGCAUCUGGAUUAGAAUUGAAAAUAGACUACCGAUACCAUGGCUCUCUGCUGAAGGAAGAAAGACAUCGUUUCAGCAGCAGAAGUGGCAUGGAUGGGGCCAAAUUUAAAUAUGUUUAUGAAGGGCGUUUGUCUUCAGCUGUUGUCGAAAUUAAUGGAAAGAGUACGUCAGAAAUCAAGUAUCGGUACAACACAGAAACAGGCAUCCUGGAACAAAUACAGCACUUCAUUAUCCAUAGACCAAAAAUAAACAGCAUAUUUAUCCAAGAUGAAAUGAGACAAUAUUCCAAAACUAUUGGGUUAGAUGCUUAUAGCAGGAUUGUUGUUUUAGCUGUGACUUUGUGGAACAAAGAAAUAUACUCCCUGAACUUGGCUUAUGAUAACAGAAAUCGAGUGAAACAGUCGAGAAUAAAAAUUGGGAGGGAUGGAAUGAAUAAUGUUUGUAAUUAUACUUAUACAUUAGAUGGGUUCUUAGAAGAAGUCUCUGGUACAGAUAGAUGGAGAUAUUCCUAUGAUAUCAAUGGGAAUCUAAACAGCAUCUUCGAUGGCCAGCAUCAACUGUCAUUGAGAUAUGAUGAUGGUGAUCAUUUAACAGGUUAUGGUGAUUCUGUAUCCUACAGUGUUGAUGCACGUGGUUUUAUAGUUCAAAGAGGUGAAGAAAGAUUCAUAUUCAAUGCUGAUGGUCAGUUAACUCAUGCCUUUCAGCUUCACCAAUAUGAGGCAUUCUAUUACUAUGACCACAUGAAUAGGCUCAUCGCACGAAAAGAUCAUCGUGGCAACGUCACGCAGUUCUUUUACUCGGAUCCUUUGCAUCAGAAUCGAGUGACACACCUUCAUUAUCCAAAGGAUGAGGUUACUUUUAUUUACAUAUAUGACAGCAGUGGCCACCUGAUGUUCAUUCAACAAGAAGGUGUGAAAUAUUACAUAGCCAGUGAUCAUUUGGGAACACCAGUUGCACUUUUCAAUGCUGAAGGAACCAUUAUCAAAGAAAUGAGCCGAACACCAUUUGGUAGAAUAUUAUCUGACAGCAAUCCAGAUUUUUAUUUGCCAGUUGACUUCCAAAGUGGAAUCAGAGAUCCUUUGACUAAUCUAAUACAUUAUGGAUCUAGAGUAUAUGAUCCUUUAGGAGCUCAGUGGCUUGUUCCUGAUCUGGAUUCAGUGCAGCUUCUUUUAAAAGCUCCAUACAACUUGCAUCUGCACAGAUUUCACAACAAUGAUCCCAUCAAUGUUUUUACAGAGAAUGAUCAUCUAACUGAUUUAGAAGAUUGGUUGUCCGUAGUUGGUUUUGAUACAAGUAAUAUUUUGUUCUCCCACUGUCCUGAUGAAACAUGUAGAAAAUUUACAUAUUUAGAUGAAUGCCCUCCUGCAAUAUCAGGAAUUGGAUGUGCUGUAAAUUCUAUAUCAACGGAGUUUCACAGGUUUUCGACAGUUCCUAAAACAGAAGUAAAAAUCAAUAACUAUUUUCCUCUUACCAUCAGCCCUCGGCUCACCACUAUACAGUCUGUUCUUGGUGAUGGUGUUUUACUUUCAAAUAACCAUGGAAAGGCUCUUGUAAAUACGGUGUCUGAUGGAAUUUUAAGAGACGUUGUUGUUACUGUUUUUAAUGAAACCAAUAUGCUUAAUUUGUGCUUUACUCGAAAUGGCCAAGAUUCUUUCUAUUUCGUUCAAGAAGAUGCGAGCAAAGCUCAAAGGAACUGGGAUCAGUUGCAAAGACUUGGUACUAUGUUUAAUAUUACGAUGCAUAAUGUUGAUCCCAGUGAGGGAAGCAGCGGGCAAGUGGACAUUAAACUACAAAGUCCAAGUAUGAUUCUGAACAUAAGGUAUGGUUCCACAGUGGAGGAUGAGUACAGGCGCUUGAUUCGCGUUGGCAAGCGCAGAGCAAUUGACGAAGCUUGGCAGAUUGAGAAAGAACUUGCUGUUAGUGGACAUAAAGGAAUGUACGAGUGGUCAAAGCUUGAAAAAGAAGAGCUUAUCUCAAGUGGCAGUAUUGCUAAGUUUCACGGUGCGUACAUUUACGACGUAGGACAAUUCCCUGAACUAGUUGAUGAUCCAAGCAAUAUUAUUUUCAAGAAAGAGAGUUCGAGAAAAAGAAGAAACAGGCCUCGGAAACCAAAAUAACCGCUUUGUAAUCAUUUAAACACAUACUGGUCAUUUUUUAUUUUUUAACCACAGUUGCUGACGGAUUAACUCGCUGUUCUCUUGCAUUACGUAUUGAAAAAUAUUUUAGCAACCUCAUUUUGCCACACAUUCAUUCAAUCAUUUGACUGAAUGUCCUCUGUGAUUCUGACCCAUGUUGGGUUAAUGACAUUUAAAAAUAUCCAUUGUACCAAGGUACAUCUCAAGAAGCUUUAUAAAUAUCCUGUCCGAAUUUUGCACAUCGACUUCCAAAACACUUUUAUGAGCUACACUCAGAGGUGAGAGUAACAGAAUGCACUGUACACACCAGCCAUUUCUCACACAUGAUAUACUGAUCGUGGAUGAUCUGUGAUUAUAUUUAGACUUAUUGAAUCCUGAUGGCACGGCCAUCUUGGUCAAGGACAUGGUGCUGUGGCAUGUGGGUCCAUGUUAUAACAAUGUUGGAAACACCAAGCCCAUCCAAGCUUACACCAUUAACGCAUUUUACAACUUGGAAUUUCUGAGACUUGAAAACUUGUGAUGAUGGAAAGUAUAUAAUGAGGGCUUGUGUUUAUUUCCACUUAAGUCAAUUACCUACAAAGAUGUAACAAGUUUUAAAAGCCUUCCUCUGUAAAAUAAGAAAAGAGUGUACAUGCAUGUAUAGCUAAUAUUGUGAAUUUUUUCCUUUCAUAGUAUCCUAUCUGCUUGCUUACAUAAAGAUUUAAAAGAAAACAAAUCUGAAAACUCUUUGGACCAAAAAGAAUACUUUAUUCUUAAUUUUUUUAAAUGCACAUGUCUGUAAAUUCUAUACUUGCCUUAUGAAAUCUAAGACUUUGUGAAGUGAUUUAUGUAUGUUUUCAAUCUUUGAAAUUAUUCACUGUAUCUGUGAUGAAUUUGUGACUGUCAUGCUUUAUAUAAUACUGGUGCAGCCAAAGCCAUAUUGUUUAAGUUAAUCAAUAUUUUAUAAAAUUACUGAAUUCUUGUGUUGAUGUGUGAUAAAAAUAGAUUAAUUAGGUAUCAAAAUAGGUCAGUGCUAUCAAUUCAUUUGAAUUGGUUCUAUUCUAAUGUUUUAGUUUUACGAGAGUAAAUUAUAUCUGUUUUGCAAAUCAUAUUUUUGUCAUGAAUUUAUCAUUUAUUUGGAUAUUCAAAUUAUUGAAAUGUGAAGCAAUGGGAAAAAUAGGAUAGUAUUUUAAUUGCUUUUCCAUUCCUCUCAAAGUUGUUUCACAAAACAGUAAUUAAAACAAAAUCAAAUGCAAUUAAUCUAGUUUGAAUUUCUUCUCAACCCUAUAAUAAUUAGCAAUUAUUUGAAGAAGGCUUGUUUUAGUGAAUACUGACUUCAUACCUUUUUAUUUUUGGCCAAUAAAGUCAGUAUUUAUUCCCCCGCCCACCGCCAAUCAGUUUUGACCUCUCUUUAAGUCAUAAAUUAUUUAAAUAUUAAUAAUUGUUAUGUUGUAGAAACAUCAUAAGAAGAAUUGAAGCAAUAAGCUUUAUUUAUUAAGUGACAUUUCAUGAUAUAAUUCAUCGUUUCUGAUACAAGUCAAAAAAAAAAACAUUAUGGCUCUGCCUGCAACAAGAAGAAAUUUUGCUUU
Uloborus diversus is the source of this 6473-nucleotide messenger RNA. RefSeq names its product teneurin-m-like. NCBI's taxonomy places the organism in Eukaryota, Metazoa, Arthropoda, Arachnida, Araneae, Uloboridae. The record is from RefSeq and is a predicted model, not a curated record. Gene Ontology annotation, biological process: motor neuron axon guidance. Bases 1 to 4887 code for a protein of 1628 amino acids. The transcript has 10 exons.